AUGGUGUCCUUACACAAUGUGAAACGCAUUGGGGCUGAAUUCUACGGUCUUGAACAUCUCGAUAGUGCCAGGAGCAGUAGUAGAGAGGCGAAACCAAUCAAUCUGUUUCCAAAACUAUCGCGUUUUGUGUUGGAGGACAUGGAUAGUCUAGAGGAGUGGUCAAAUGCAAUGGUUCCCUCGAAUUCUUCCUCAUCAAUUAAAGUAUUCCCUAAUCUCCAGUACUUGGCAAUCGAAAGGCUCCCCAGUUUGGCUGUUUUACCAGAUAUGGAGAACUUGACAUCUCUUGAGGAGUUAGAGAUACGAAGAUGCGGAAUUGUGGCAUAUAUGAAAAACCCCCAAUCCCUACAUACUCUAAACAUCUCAAGAUGUGAUAAGUUGAAUACUUCAUUGAGUAAUAAUCUUGAGAAGUUCACAUUGCUCGAGCGGUUGACGAUCUUUUCUGACGACCCUGGUUGUUGGGCAAAGGGUCUACAAUAUCUUGCCAACCUCUGCGAGUUGGAACUCGGUGGCUUCUCUGACAACCUUGAUUAUUUCCCGUGGCCAGACUCCAUCACCAAGAAUGAUGGUGAUUCUGCAAAACAACAUUUCUUCUCUCUGGAAAAACUUGAAUUGUUUGGAUGGCCAAAAAUCACGUCUCUUCCAGACCAAUUCAGCAUCACUCUACCUUGA
Coffea arabica (coffee) is the source of this 669-nucleotide messenger RNA. Lineage: Eukaryota; Viridiplantae; Streptophyta; Magnoliopsida; Gentianales; Rubiaceae. The record is from RefSeq and is a predicted model, not a curated record.